AUGCCGAGUGUGCCGAAGGAGACUGCUGUGAUCUCCUUACCUGCAAGCCGAAACCUCGAGCUACGGUUUGUCGAGCCCCGAUCGGCAUUUGCGAUUUGGCCAGAGUACUGCAACGGCGACACACCGGAUUGCCCUGCUGAUUUCUUUAUUCAGAAUGGACAUCUGUGUCCAGGAAGAACAAAUGAGUUUUGCUAUGAGGGUCAGUGUGGUAGCCGACCAGAUCAGUGUAAAGCGAUAUGGGGACCAACGGGCCGAGAAGGUGACAGAACUUGUUUCCAACAGAACACGAAUGGGAUCAUCCAAGGCAAUUGUGGAUACGAUGUUCACACUAGGCAGUUCAAGCGAUGUCUUGCAGACGAUAUAAUGUGUGGCAGACUUCAAUGUGCAACUCAAGCCGAACGACCAAUAUUCGGUGAUCCAACUACCGUCACUUCUGCAUACACGUAUGUACGAGUAGGAACUGAGACUCAUCAGUGCCAUGUCAUAAAGACAACCUAUGUAGUUGGCCAGAAGAACGAACCCGAUCCAGGCAUGGUUCUUGACGGUACCGAGUGUGGAGAUGACAAGAUUUGUGUGGACGCCAAGUGCAAGGAGAGAAGUGAAGUGUCCAAGACUGUCUCAAAAUGCAAUGACCAGUGCCAUUACAGAGGCGUGUGCAAUAACGUUGGAAAUUGUCAUUGUGAGAACGGUUUCGGUGGAAUCGCAUGUGAAAUUCCUGGCUUUGGAGGAUCUGUGAACAGCAAUCCAUCGAACACUAGUAGAGGGCUCACUCCGUCAACGAUGUUGUUGUUCCUCUUUGCCAUAUUCUCUGUUGCGAUGGUCAUCGUCUGUUUCUUUUACUGGUUCAAGAAGAAGCGGAAUCUCCCGAAGGAGUUUUGGGAGUAUGCGAGAAAAACCUUGAAGUUGCAUGGCGUACUGGUUCCAGUACGAAAGGCUCCACCUCCGCCAGGUGGUAGAAGGCAUGUAAGGGAGAGUCUAAACGCUGUGUGGGGAGAUGGAGGAGUGACUUACUCAGUGAACGAACGACCACCGCCAUUUGUACCUCCAGCGAUUCCUCUGAUGAGUAUAAACAGUCCAGCUCAGCACCAGCCUCGUAGUCCAGAUCAGCUUCUCACGCAUGUCCCUUUACCACCUGCGAAACCUCCAGUCACAAAGCCCCACUUCACAAGAACGCCCUCUGUACGACCCAAGGAGCCUCCUCCAAUGGUACCCGUUCGCCCACGUGACUCAGUAGUACAGGAAUUGUACAAGGAACACGGCGCCGAGAUGGGGAUCAAGAGUCCACGCAUUGAUUUUGCUUCACGAGAUCUUCCGACUCCACCACCUGAUGAUCCAACUGGAACCAUGAAAAAAGACACACUUCGGCCGAUACAACCACCGCCACCUCCUCCUAAACAUCAGAAACCUCAAUCGAUUAACGAAUUUCCUAAUCGCCCACCAUUACCGGCGAAGCCUCCCGAAAUUCUUAACGGGACCGACAAAGGUGUUGGUGUUCGUGAGCUCGCUGCCAGGUUUGACGCUCAGCGGACAGCCAGAGCUAAUUAA
Ostertagia ostertagi is the source of this 1545-nucleotide messenger RNA. The record is from the annotation of a GenBank genome assembly. NCBI's taxonomy places the organism in Eukaryota, Metazoa, Nematoda, Chromadorea, Rhabditida, Trichostrongylidae.